AUGUUCGUUGCUAGUGGUGAUACUUUACAAGUUGAUAUUAUCCGUGGUGCUUUUUCAUUAUCGUACAACAAAACAAACCUGAUGCCUAUGAGUAAUACAAUAAGUAGUAUUGGUGAUAACGAAGAAGUACAUCUUAAGCAUGAAGUUAUUUACUUGUGUCUACAAUUGUUUAAUAAAGUUACUACCAUAAAAACUGCAGCAAAUGUAUUAUUUGAUCAAGAAGAAGAAGGUAAUUCAAGUAAUUUAAAUUAA
This is a messenger RNA of Rotaria sp. Silwood2, 252 nucleotides long. The record is from the annotation of a GenBank genome assembly. Lineage: Eukaryota; Metazoa; Rotifera; Eurotatoria; Philodinida; Philodinidae.